Molecule: messenger RNA, 453 nt
Organism: Lycium barbarum (goji berry)
Lineage: Eukaryota; Viridiplantae; Streptophyta; Magnoliopsida; Solanales; Solanaceae
Exons: 1
Coding region: 108-365 (85 amino acids)
Source: RefSeq, a predicted model, not a curated record
UAUAUUCAGAAGCAUCAAGUCCCUUACAAAAGCACUAGCCUUCUUAAGGAAAUUUAAACUUCAUAAACAUAGCCAAGAGUUUCAAGAAAUCAAGAUUAAAUUAGAAAAUGAGUUCAACAAGCAGUGCAUGGCUUGCAGCAGUAAGCGUGGGAGUGGCAGAGGCACUCAAAGAUCAAGGACUUUGUAGGUGGAAUUACACCAUCAAAGCCAUAAAUCAGCACACCAAGAACAACUUGAGGUCAUACUUACAGGCCAAGAAGUUCUCUUCUCAAUCUUCUUCUUUGGUUUCUGCUAACAGUAAAGUGAAGCAAUCUGAAGAGUCUCUGAGGAAAGUCAUGUACUUGAGCUGUUGGGGUCCUAAUUGAAUGUUACAGUUAGUGUUGUAUUUAUGUAAUUUUAGCUUGAGGCUAAAUUGCCUAGUACAUAAAUUAAUGGACAGAAAUAUUUAUGCAA